Oncorhynchus tshawytscha (Chinook salmon) is the source of this 2690-nucleotide messenger RNA. RefSeq names its product sorting nexin-17. Gene Ontology annotation, cellular component: early endosome. Gene Ontology annotation, molecular function: phosphatidylinositol binding. The transcript has 15 exons. The record is from RefSeq and is a predicted model, not a curated record. Gene Ontology annotation, biological process: signal transduction; intracellular protein transport. NCBI's taxonomy places the organism in Eukaryota, Metazoa, Chordata, Actinopteri, Salmoniformes, Salmonidae. The coding region runs from base 723 to 2153 and encodes 476 amino acids.
UUGAUGCCCAUUAGAUACAUUAUUGCUGGACGGCUACAAUGCAUCCAGUUUUCGUGGAUUAGUAUCAAGUCUAUUUUCUCGAACCGCCUGCUCACCAAAGUAACCUAUUUAGGAGAACUUCAAGACACAGAAAGCGUUACAAAAAAUAUAUAUAGGCUACAACACAUCUGUGCUUGUUUUCUCUCUCUCGGUCGUUUGUACCAUUUAGGGCAGUGACCGGAGGUUUGCAGGAGCAAACUGCGUCUUUUCAUCCGAAAGUUCUAAUGAUUACGCAAGUGAAGGGAAUUGUCGGCACGAAUUGGACAACGGAUUGCUGUAACAGGGCCAACGGUGACUGUUUUUUUUACCUCUACACACAGAGUCGACGAAUAAGUUGAAUUGUACUGCCAACAAUAAAGGUGGAAUUACCUAAAUCUGCAACAUGGCUGCUAGUGGGAAAAGUUUAGAGUACUGACGUGGGAGUAGUUUUAUACUAAUCCAUUACAGUACAGCAGGAAUUGUUGUAUAAAGUAAAUCUUUUUUUUUCCUUCGUCGCCUCGGAUUGAACAACGCACAUAAACACUGGGUUGCCCGAGUAAGAGCGGAGGAGUGCAAGACUACUUUCUUCUUCAAAUGAUUGUAGUCAUCACCAAGCAAUCGCGUAGACUUUAUCUUCAAGAUUUUUUUCUAUUUCAUCUUAAAGAGUGCAUCUCUCGCCCAGUGUGGACCAUCUGAAAUCUAAAAUGCAUUUCUCCAUUCCCGAAACGGAGGUUCGUUCGGGAGAAAAUGGAUCAACUUAUGUGGCCUACAACAUCCAUGUGAACGGGGUUCUCCAUUGUCGGGUUCGCUACAGUCAGCUCCUGGGACUACACGAACAGAUAAAGAAGGAGCAUGGCAACAACUUGGUACCUGCUUUCCCCCCAAAGAAGAUCUUCACUCUGACACCGAAUGAUGUGGAGCAGAGACGUGAACAGUUGGAAAAAUACAUGCAAGCUGUGCGUCAGGACCCCAUGCUCGGCGCCUCCGAGAUGUUCAACAGCUUUCUAAGGAAAGCCCAGCAGGAGACCCAGCAGAUCCCAACCGAAGAGGUUCCUCUGGAGAUCUACCUGUCUAACGGCCAGAAGGUCGAGGUUAACAUCCUGACCUCCGACCAAACAGAGGACGUCCUCGAGGCUGUUGCGUCAAAACUGGACCUUCCUGAUGAGCUGGUUGGUUAUUUCAGUCUCUUCCUGGUUCGAGAAGGAGUGGACGGGGGAUUAACGUUUGUGAGGAAGCUGCAGGAGUUUGAGUUACCGUACGUAUCAGUCACCAGCUUACGAAGCUCAGAGUUCCACAUCAUCCUGCGGAAAAGUUACUGGGACACGGCGUAUGACAGUGAUGUAAUGGACAACCGAGUGGGACUAAAUCUACUAUACGCCCAGACGGUGUCGGACAUAGAUAGAGGCUGGAUCCUCGUUAACAAGGACCAGCACAGACAGCUGAAAUCACUGCAAGAGAAAGGAUCCAAGAAAGAAUUCAUUAGGCUCGGUCAGACGCUGAAGUACUUUGGCUACAUCAAGUUUGACCCGUGCGUGACAGACUUCCCGGAGAAGGGCUGUCACGUGAUCGUCUCUGCAGGCAACAACGAGCUUAACUUCCAGGUCAAGCUGCCCAAUGAACAGAUGAAGGAGGGGAGCUUCAAGGUCACGCGCAUGAGGUGCUGGAGGGUCACUUCGUCUCAGGUCCCGGUAGUGAACGGCUCCUCCUCCCCAACCCCGGGCCCCUGCUCCUCAGCCAAGUGUGAGGUGAAGUUGGAGCUGGCCUUCGAGUAUCUGAUGAGCAAAGAUCGUCUCCAGUGGGUCACCAUCACCAGCCCACAGGCAAUCAUGAUGAGCAUCUGUCUUCAGUCGAUGGUUGAUGAGCUGAUGGUAAAGAAGUCAGGAGGAAGCAUCAAGAAGAUGCUAAGGAAACGUCACAAUGGCCCUCUGCAUCGGUCUGAAAGUCAGCAAGCUGUGAAAUCCCCCCCUCUACUGGACUCUCCUGACCCAAACCGAGACCAGAUUGUCAAACUCUCAACUAAGCUGAGCUCUGUGUCUCUCAGAGGGAUCAGCGCCUCCAACUCAGCCAAUGACAUCAGCGGCAACGAUUUCCAUGGCAACUAUGCCUUCGAGGGGAUCGGGGAUGAUGACCUGUAAUAUUCACCCCUUCCCCAACUCCACCUGUCGAACGCAAUCUGCAAAGAUUCCAAGCUGAGCCGAGCGGAUUGUCUGAUUCUGUAAGAUUGUAGCCCUUCCUGGGAGUCUGCUGCCUGCCUUAAGAUCAGUCUUGUCAUAUCAGCUUCACAAAGAUAGAUGGCAAUCUUAUGUGUUUCAGGUACAGAAUGAAAUGACUACCCACUGCCCUCCUGUUUUACAAUCCUAUGUUUAUUGAAUUGUUUUAUUUCUGCCUUUUCUAUACCAGACAUUCAACUUAAUAAAAUAUCAAGAACAAAUAGAACUAAAAUUACAGUCUGAAGUCUAAUCCACGGGGUCAUGCUGUGAAACACUCAAUUGACGUUGAAAUGACUAAAACCAAGUGGAAGCUGUGUAUCAGUGAUAAUGGACCUACGCCUAUAGUCUCUUCACUCUGUCCAGCUUGAUAAGUCAUUUAUAGUCUCUUCACUCUGUCCAGCUAGCUGACAGUCAUCUAUAGUCUCUUCACUCUGUCCAGCUAGCUGACGGUCAUCUAUAGUC